Messenger RNA from Helianthus annuus (common sunflower), 672 nucleotides. RefSeq lists its product as uncharacterized. The coding region runs from base 1 to 672 and encodes 223 amino acids. The record is from RefSeq and is a predicted model, not a curated record. The transcript has 3 exons. Lineage: Eukaryota; Viridiplantae; Streptophyta; Magnoliopsida; Asterales; Asteraceae.
AUGCAAAAACCGCCCAAACUAUUGAAUAUCGAGGAAUAUAAAGGAUGGCAAGAACGGUUUGAAAAUUGGGUACAAGCAAACUAUUUAGAUUCUUGGGAAUGUGUGGAAACGAAGUAUGUUAGACCAAAGAACGACGAUGAUAAGGAAGUUGCGAUUAAAGAUUUGAUUGGAGAUGAUAGGAAGAAAUACAAAAACGAGAAAAUGAUGCUAAGUUUGCUACAACAAGCCAUAAAGGAAGAUAUUUUGGUGUUAUUGCAACAUAAUGGGAGUUCAUAUUCGAUUUGGAAAGCGUUAAAAUCAAAAUUUAAAGGAAGUGGAGAGAUGGUUAAAAACAAGAAAUCACUUCUAAAGAAAGAAUUUGAUUUAUUUCGUGGAUUGGAGAAUGAAACUACAAAGGAACUCAUUGAACGAUAUUCUUGUUUGAUUGAUCAAGAAGACGAAAAGUUACCCGAGGGAUUUAGCUGGGAGAAUUUCUCCUGGGAUAACUAUAUUCUUGAUCAAGCUACAGCUCAUACAGCUUUUGUUGCCAGAAUUGAAGAAGACAGUGAUAGUGAUGAUGGCACUAAGUAUUAUGCAAAAAGAAUGGCUGAACAUUUGAAACAAAUGGCAGAAACUGAUAAUGAAGAUGAGAAAGUCAAGAAGAAAAAGAAGAAAGAUUUAUCUGACAGCUGA